AUGGGCAGAGCAGAAUCAAACAUGGAACCCAGCGCCGCGAAGACAAAGUGCGCGCUGCUUUGGCACCGCCCUCACGGAGAGCGUGGAACCGCACGCGGGAGGGGCCCGCUUGGCGGAGGAUUGCCUCCCGCGAUUCUUGGGGCGGUUAUGAUCCAGCCAUUGCGCGGGGUUGGCCGGCAGGUGCGGGAUCCCUUACCUCCGCAAGGAAACAAGACUUAUGGAGGUCGAGGCGGUGUCAGCGGCAACAUGGGUCCGAAAUACGAGACGCUUCGUCCGCUGCCCAAGACCCUCAUUGGUGGGCCCCCCAACUCCUCUACGGAGCAGUGGCGCGCUGCAACACGGCUUCGCUGUCGGCGCUGGAGCGCCUGGAGAAGUUCCACACCCGCGCCGCCGGCGUCAUCGCUGGCGUUCCCGUCGGGGCCUCUCGGGCGGCUGCUGAAGAGGAGGCUCGCCUUCUCUCGCUGGAGGGCGCUGCGUCGAUGCGGGGUAUCCAGUGCUAUCUGCAGUAGUGCGUGCGCAGUGGCGAGUUACAGCGACACGCCGAGGCUCUUUUCCCGCCUCCAACCCGACACACUCGGCCCUCCGCCUGAUAGCGGGAAAGUUGCACAAGCGUGGGUGCCUUUGGCACGCACCAUUGCUGCGGAGCCCCUCGACGCCGCCAACGCGCGUCUACCUUGGCACUUCGCC
Trypanosoma conorhini is the source of this 687-nucleotide messenger RNA. RefSeq lists its product as uncharacterized. The annotation marks the transcript as partial. Lineage: Eukaryota; Euglenozoa; Kinetoplastea; Trypanosomatida; Trypanosomatidae. The transcript has a single exon. The record is from RefSeq and is a predicted model, not a curated record.